Molecule: messenger RNA, 11989 nt
Organism: Anopheles stephensi (Asian malaria mosquito)
Lineage: Eukaryota; Metazoa; Arthropoda; Insecta; Diptera; Culicidae
Exons: 18
Coding region: 1612-6798 (1728 amino acids)
Cellular component (GO): cytoskeleton
Source: RefSeq, a predicted model, not a curated record
AGCGAAUCGGGUCGCGUACACGGGAAAGAGCAGAGCUUGCUCUCACUCUCACCUUCAUUCGCUUCCGAAGUUUCGUUGCACGCGGUUCGCGUUUCGGUGUUGUGUGUCGUUGUUUUGGGGUCCAUCGGAAUUUGCAACGAUUUCUGGCAGACGCAAACGCGUUCCGAUCGAUCCUGUUGCACGGUGCUUCCGGUUCCGUUUCGCCCUUAUAAGCCAGCCAAUAUCCGCAGCAAAAAGCUUACGUGCGUGAGUCUUGCACGAGUUUUGUGUCACCGUGUGCCGUUCCGUGACGAUUGUCGUCAGCCGUGGAAAGCUUGUUCUGUUACUUCGGGUUCGGUAGUGCGUGCCCGAGUUGUGUGGUGGGAAGUUGUGUGAAGCGUCGUAGAUGCGGGUGUUGUGUUGGGCAAUGUUACAGUGAGUUGGAAGGAGAAAGGGCAGCAACAGCAGCAGCAGCAGCAGCAAUGCGAAGCAACGCAAAUGUCAGUGAAGCUCUCUCACCGACGGGCAAAGCUCUCGCACCAGCACGAAUCUCGCGUUCACCGCAUCUCACCGCGUCUCACUAGAUGAGAAGAAGCCGCUCAGCUGCGUGCGGGAUGGGAAUAUGUAUUGGUCCGUGGCCGUAGUUUUUCGUUAUGGUUUUGCGCGGGUGCUUCCCCGUGUAAUCGCCGAUCCGCGUACGCAGUAAGGGACCCGAAUAAGGGGUCCGCAAAGAAAAAAAGGAAGGAAAUGUCCUGAAGAAAAUGGUUCAAAGAAUAAGCCAGGCAGUUUAGGGCAUAGGGCAAAAAGUCCGUUGCUUGUGUGAGUGCUUGCGUAAGCAGCAUCGUGUGGCCGCAUUCGACCGGAUCGGGCAAGGAUAUGCCGGUUCCCAACCGGGGCCACAUCCUUGCGAGUGAGUGUGUGCAGUCCUCUCCGUCGUGGUGUCUAUUGAUUUUGAUGCGUGUGUGUUGUUACGGGUCGUGCCGUGGGUGAAGAUGAUGUGCAGGUGUGUGUUUGUGUACGUGUGCGCUUUCGUUCAGUGUGCGUUUGAGCCAGUGUGAGAAAACAUAUGGAUUGUUCGCGGCAACCAAGUCGGAAGAAGUUUUAUUGUGAAAGAAAAACGGGAAUGUAAAAUUGGGUCGCUCUUAAAUUGGGGGGAAGCCCGUAGUAAAAUUCAAGCGGUGCAAAGUGAAGCUGUGUGUGCGAAAAGGAAAAAAAAGUGUGUGAGAGAAAAAGCGAGAGAGUGAGAGCGAAAGAGCGAGAGGGAGAGAGUACAGGAAAUGAAAAGCACGUGGAAACGGAAAAAAGGUCCUGUGCACGGAAAAUCGGCCGUGGUGAAAAGUGUCACAAAUUGAAAGAUUUUCCUGUGCGAAAUAUCGUACGAGCAGCGAAACAAAUACAACAAGAAAGCUUUUCCCCAAACCCGAAACCAUCCGGCGCUCAAUUGACAUAAAAAGGCUGAAAGACGGCCGUGAAGCGGUGGAAGACGUUAUGUGGAUGUGUUUCGCACAGAAUAAACAAUCAUGCUCGCCGAAGAUACGCGACGCUUUCGUCACCUUCGCCGGCGGUGUUAACCCAAUUGUGAACUAGGUUUGGAAAAGGUUCAUCAGAAUAGCGGCGCGUCUCCCGCUCACAAUGGCUGGUGAAAGUCCACCGCGACGCCUGUCGCAGAUAUUCGACCCUCUGAUGAGCUUGAGUGAGCUUCAGGCCCAGAUACAGCAGCAACAACACCAGCUAGCUCAUCUAAAGUAUUCCAGCGGGGGAGGAAGCGGUGGUGGUGGUGGUGGAAGUAGUGGUGGCUGCCCAACACCACCACCUCUUGUGCCUCACCCCCAGUGCGGUAUGGGUAUGCCACCGAUGCCAUCCUCUUCCUCGACGCAAACGUUCUCGUCUUCCUCGACGCUACAGCAUCAUCAUCCUCAUCAUGGAGGUGGUGUCGGUGGUGGUGUUAGCAGUGUUAGCGCCGGUCAUCCGAAUGGUGGUGCCGGGUACUACAACACGACAGCUUCCUCCUCGACGUCUUUGUCGUCUGUGUCAAAUCAAAGCACGAAGCUUAGCUCUAGCAGCAGUACUGGUAGCUACAUCGGUGGUACGCUCGGUUCGGGUGGUAGUGGGAGUGGUGGUGGAGGAGGUGGUGGUAGUGGUGGAGGUGGAGGACUACCUGUGCCACCACCGCACGUUUUGGGUAGGAUAAUGAUGGGUUCACGAUCAACGCCAAACAGUCCACGGUUGAUGAGUCGUCGAAAUGGGAGCGGAUCGAAACCUCCACCAGUGCCACAAAAACCGAACGCGGCGUACAUCGCGAACCCGUCGCUUGUUGCGCUCGACUGUGAUGCUCCCUGGCCACCGCUCGGUAACCUUGGCCCUGAUCCACUCUCGAUGGUGGAUGGACAUCAUCAUCAUCUUGGCGGUGGUGGUGGAGCUGGGGGAGGAUAUCUUCAUCAUCAACCGGAAAUAAACUGGCAGGAGCGGUGUUUAGAGCUUCAGUUAGAAUUGCAUCGAUCGAGAAACCAGGCUGGGCGUGUGCGAGACAUGCUGCGAGAAAAGCUCUCCGAACUGGAGCAGCGCGUUAUCGAAGCCGAAGAACGAGCCGAUGAGGCUGAAGACAAGGUGCGGGCCAUGGAGCAACGACUGUGUGACUGGCCCAAGUCACAGAACUUAACCGGGCCGUCACCCUCACCGAGCAGCAAUCCAGCCGUAUCGGCCGGUGCGCAGCAAUCGAUCGCGGCAGCUGGCACGGGACCGGCUGGGCACGGUCCGGACCACCCACCCAAAGGUACCGAUCCGGUGAAGAUCAGUCAGCUCGAGUCGGCCAUCGAGGAGCAGAAACAGCUGCGCCUGCAGGACGCCCGGCAAGUCGGUGCCAAGGCGGCCAAAAUCAAGGAGUGGGUCACGAACAAGCUCCGUGAGCUCGAGGAGCAAAACCAGCUGCUGCGCGAACAGAACAUCAAGUGCAACCAGCAGCUGGAGCUGCUGCGCAACCACAUUGCCACGCAGAGUACGCGCCACAGCAGUGUCGCCCCGUCGCAACCGGUCCGGACGAGCCUGAGCCUGGACGUGCAGGACGUGAAGCGACGCAGCGGGCGAAGGCGUAGCGAAUCGCUUGACCCACCCGAACACCGGUCACUGCACGCCGGUAGCUCCGGCUCGCACCAUCACCCUCACCACCACCACCACCACCAUCACCAUCAUCGGCGCAAUCUGUCGAUGGAACCGCAGGAACUUGCGCGCGAUUUGGCGGCUGCCGUCGAUGGGUUGAAUCUGCUGCCGCUUGCCCAGCAGCAACCGCACCAGUCGACGGCACAACCGUCGGCCAUGGCGCACCAUCCACACCCGCCACACCAUCAACAUCCGGCCCCACCGCCACCGGGCGUCGGCGUAAGCCCCGGGUCGGAUGUGGACGCGGUGCACGAUUACGCCGAAAUAUAUACGCCAUCGCGCGAGAAAGCACCGGCCUGGUUGAAGGGUUUGCCGAGCGGUGGCUCGAGCACUACUACCUCGGAUUCGGUGGCCGAUCUCGGUACGCCACGGCCGCCCACACCACCGCUCCAUCGAUUCCCGAGCUGGGAAGCCAAAAUCUAUCAGGUCGCUAACGAUGGACUGGCGGGGGCUGGGGGUGGUAGCAGCAACGGGGUGGGAGAGGAAACCGAAUCCCAAGACCAAGAGUCCGGGUCCGGCAUGACGUCCAGUGUCGGGGGUGCGAACACGCGCUCGCAAACCGUGUCCGGAGGUUACUGUGAUAUCAGCGUACCGGUGUACGCCACCGUGAAGGGGCGUGCAUCACAAAUCCGUUCGAUGCCAUUCACGGGCGAUUCUAGCGACGAUAGCAGCGAUGGGGAAGAUGGGCACGGUGCGAUGCUGACGUGUGCCACCUCGACGCACAAUUCGCACAACUCGACCAGCACGGACAACACGGAGACGAGCACGUCCGGCAGUGCCUCUAGUCCCUCGAAGAGCCUCAAAACCUCCUCUAGUCUCAGCCCGGCCAAACGUUCCGGCUCGGAAAGUCCAAAGAACAAAGGCCGCGCCAUUUCCGAACUGUCCUUUGAAUCAGGCCUCUCGGACGACUAUGCCAUCCCACCGGAUGCCGUUUCGACGGUCGAUACGACCUGCAUGGACGCCUCGAUGCCAUCCCUCCUGAUGCGCACCUCGUACGCCGACUCGCCGAACAAAAAGAUGGAAACGCUCGAAAAGGUUGGCCAUCUGGCGAAGCUGGGCGGCAAGCUAAAGACCUGGCGCAAACGUUGGUUCGUGCUGAAGAACGGUACGCUAACGUACUGGAAGAGCCAGCACGACGUUAACCGGAAACCGCAGGGUCAGAUUGCACUGGACGAAGCGUGUCGCAUAAAUCGGGCGGACGGUGCUUCAACGUUCGAGAUCGAUACGGGCAAAAAAGUGUACUAUCUGACGGCCGAUUCGAACGCCACGAUGGACGACUGGAUACGUGUGCUGCAGAAUGUACAGCGACGGAACGCGACCAAGUUACUGCUAAGCCGGGACGACCAGAAACCCACUGUGCAGGGCUGGGUGACGAAGGUGAAGAAUGGACACGCGAAGAAGUGUUGGUGUGUGCUGCUGGGGAAAAUGUUCCUUUACUUUAAGGCACCUGGCGAAACGAAUCCUCUCGGCCAAAUCAAUAUGCGUGAUGCACGCGUCGAGGAAGUUGAGCACGUGUCCGACUCGGACUCGGAGGAACGUGAAGAUCCCGCCCAAAGCCAGGCGCGCCUCACCGUCGCUAUCUAUCCACAGCAACAGGGAGUGGGUCCAACGUACUUGAUACUGCCAGGCAAACAGGAACGUGAUAACUGGCUUUACCACUUGACGGUCGUUUCCGGUGGUGGACCCAACGCCGGUACGCAGUACGAACAGUUGAUCCAGAAGCUGAUGGAAACGGAUGGUGAUCCAAACUGUGUUCUCUGGAGGCAUCCGAUACUGUUGCACACGAAGGACAACAUCACAUCACCGCUAACCUCACUCCAUUCCGAAACGCUACAGGCGGAAGCGAUCAAGCUGUUCAAGAGCUGCCAACUGUUCCUUUCCGUAGCGGUCAAUCAGCCCGGCAUCGACUAUCACGUGGUGCUCGCCCAAAACGCUCUCCAGCAGUGUCUCGAUAUGGCCGAGCUACAGUCGGAGCUGAUCUGUGCCCUGAUCAAGCAAACGUCGCGCCAUACCGGACAGAAGCUGGGUGUAGGCGUCCAGGUAAACAAGAAACUGGCCAAACCCGCUCGUCAACUACUGCUUUGCGCAACCCAGAGUUUGUUCACUUGCGAUACGCAGCAGGGCAGCGUUGCCCAAGCGAAUGGGAGCUCACCCACUUCCAUUCAGGCUCCAACCGUUCCUCCGAUCGAUUGCAAAUCGAACCCUCCGACCUACACCUUCAUACAGGGCUGGCAGCUGCUGGCCCUUGCCGUGUCACUUUUCGUACCCAAAAACAGUCGCUUACUCUGGUACUUGAAGCUACACCUUUCGCGCAAUGCCGACUCCAAAACGGAAUGCGGCAAGUAUGCGGCCUACUGCGAGCGUGCCCUCGAGCGUACGAUGCAAAAUGGGGGGCGCGAGACGAAACCUUCGCGCAUGGAGGUCCUGUCGAUACUGCUGAAAAAUCCCUACCAUCACUCGCUGCCGCACGCCAUCCCGGUGCACAUGAUGAACACCACGUACCAGGUCGUAUCGUUCGACGGGUCGACCACGAUCGAAGAGUUUCACUGUACGCUGGCACAGGAGAUUGGUUGCCGCGACUCAACGAACGGCUUCACCCUGUUCAGUGACGAUCCGAUCGAGAAAGAUCUCGAACACUAUCUGGAUCCGCAGGCAAAGCUGUGUGACGUUAUCUCGAAGUGGGAAACGGCGUUGCGCGAGAAAGGUUCGGGCAAGUUUGAAAACUCCCGUGUCAUACAGCUGACGUACAAGAAUCGGCUGUACUGGAAGCAUGCGGCCAAGCUGGAGACGGAAAAGGAGCGACUGCUGCUCUGCUAUCAAGUGAACCUUCAAGUGGUUCAAGGACGGUUCCCACUGUCACGCGACCUAGCGCUGGAACUUGCCUCGCUUAUGGCUCAGAUCGACAUGGGCGACUACUCGUCGGACAAAUCGAAAACGAACUCGCUGCAAGCGCUCGACAAGUUCUAUCCCUACCGCUACCGGGACGCCCUCAACCAGGAAGGUCUCAAGGAGCUGCAGGAUCUGCUGUCCGCCAAAUGGGCACUACUGCGCGGCCGCUCCAUACUGGACUGUGUGCGAAUCUAUCUGACGUGCGCCCGCAAGUGGCCCUUCUUUGGGGCUGCCCUGUUCCAGGCCAAACCACGCCACUCGGACCAAGCAAUGGCCUGGUUGGCCGUGUCGGAGGAUGCGCUCAGCGUGCUGGAACUUUCGUCCAUGGCAACCAUCGCACGCUAUCCGUACAGCUCCGUUAUGACGUUCGGUGGGUGUCAGGAUGAUUUUAUGCUGGUGGUCAGCGCCGAAGAUACGCUACAAUCGGUCAGCAACGAGCAGAAGCUGCUGUUUGCGAUGAGCAAACCGAAGAUACUGGAAAUUACGCUGCUCAUUGCGGACUAUAUGAACGCGCUCGGUCACACACUGCCCGGUACGCCCCAGAUGAACACACUCACGCGCAACGGAAGCCAUCGCAGCAUACGAUCCCGCGCACUGCCCGGCUCGCUGACCGGAACGCCCGCCCACAACACGCUAAACUCCCACGCCACCCACGCCAACAACACGCUAACCUCCCACUCGCACACCCUCAACUCCCACGUCAGCCAUACGCUCAGCUCCCACGGUCAGCCGGACAUACUGAAAAGCACACCGGACCAUCAGCGUCUCAAGUGAGCGCGAGAGCGUGGAACCAAAACCCCCAAAAUCGUUUUAAAUUUUUCCCCAGCAAGAGAAAAUCAGGACUCGAUCGGUCUCAUGGAAUUGGUUUGUUUGCCCUUUGGUUUCGAAUCAUGAUAAACGACAACGACGAUAUCAUCCGAUCGAGCUUAACGAGAGCGGCUUUCGCAGCUUGUACUGUAUCCCCCAACAUCAUCAUCAUCAUCAUUAGCUAGCCACUUUCACUUUCGAUUGCUUUAUCCGCUUUAAAGCGUAAUUUAUCAUCCCCUAUAUCAUCAUCAUUAUCAUCUACUAUUGAUUAAGUAGCGUUUUAUGUAAAACUAAAAAGUGACAAACCUAUCCCUUUUUAAUCCAUUUUGUGUUUAAUCCGUCUAGGGUCCUUUUGUAGGUUUAACAACGCGAUCCCAGCUCGUGUGUGAGUGUGGAUGAAGGUUAGAAAUAAUUUCCACCCGGUUGGAAAGGCCCGAAGAUUGUGUUUCCUAAUCUGUUAGAUAGAUAAGAUAAGUCAUCUUGUUCGCCGUCAUGUUUUUGUUUGUUUUUUAACUAAGUCACACCUAAUCAACGAAAAACAUUCCUUUAAGUAAACAGAAGAAAAACGGCAACCAUAUUAGAAAGCUAAGUUGUGCGUGUGUGAAGAGAGCGUAUCCUUAUCUCAUAACCGUUCGAUAUUAAUUGAUUUGUUCUAAAAAAAACAGUUUUGCCAAAGGAGAAAAUGGUGCAGUUAGGUUUUAGCUAUUUUAGUCCCGGUUUUUUUUAUGUGGUUUAAACGAAAGUACUUUCGUGCAUUUAAUUGUAUUUAACGCUUCAUUUUAGCCAGUUGACACAAAACGGGUCUCCCCAAGACACAAGGGGGGGGGGGGGGGGGGCGCCCUUCUCCGAGAAACCAAAUGAAUGUAGUGCAGACAGUCAGUUAUUUGAUUUUCAAAACUAGGUGCUCGGUACAAUUUCGUUUUGCAUCCCUUUGCUAUAUUAUGAUCGCAACAUUAGGAAACCGCCCCCAAACGGGAUGCGACAAAAGAAUCACAAAAUCACAUGCAAAAAGGAGGCAGCAAACACCGCAUAACAAUACAGAAAACCAUUGUGAUCGAAUACGAAUCUAACUAUUAACUAGCGGUGUGAUGAGAAGGCUCCGGAAGCAGCGUACAGAGCAUCUCUGGCAGCCAGCAGAUGAUUACGGGAGUUACGAAUUAUUAGAUAUUAGAAGUGUUCCGUUUGGUUUUUGGUAUACGCGAAGCAACAUUAACCGAGUGUUAACCCAUCCGACCACCACAUGUUAGUCCUUCGAGGACAGAGGCACACCUGCAUCCUGCGAAAAACCAGCUCCCCAGAAGAAAAGGAAACCCUGUUCCCCAUUCACAUUCAACCCUGUAUGUAAUCCUCCCAACAGAUAUGUAGAACUUGUACAACAGCAUUGAUCUUCACUUUUGUGAACGAUGUACCGAUAUACUUUUGUAGGAAGACAGGCCCUUUAGUCAAGACAGAUAGGCGUAGGUAGAACCCAGAUCCGGCGAGCAACCAACCAAACGAAAUCUCGGAUGUAGUUGUGUAUAUUAGUGAUAGGAAUUUUGUAGGUCCGGACGAUCGGAAGUCGGGGAAGCUAUCGGGACGAUAUUAAAACAGCAUACAAGCCCCCGGUCUCCCUCGAGAUGAGGACGAGGAGUCGAAGGAAUGGCAGCAGGCAACCCCCCGGACACAACGACACUGGGUGCGCACCCAACGACAGAGUUUAGACAACAUGUUUAUGCUACGAUCGCCAUGUUUUUUGCGUGGGAUUUGUGGGUCCGUGUAGAAAGGCAACCAUGCUGGUGCCCAUGUUUUUGGAGCUUUUAUCCUCCUUUAUUUUGGGUCUUUUUUUUUGGAUUCGUUUUGCUAUUGCCGCCGCAAGCAUCUCAGGAGCAUCAGGUAGUGAUCGUAGCCGAUCGUCAGAUAGUUCGCGUGUACUCUAACACACUAUACAGUGUAAGCCAUAAGUAGUGGUUAGCGAUUAGCAUAGUUAGAUCGGCCGCCCCAACACCUCCGACAGGAAAUAGUCGCCGGAGAGAAAGUAACUAAUAGCCAAAGCGUGCAGGACGCGUCCCAUGUUUGCUGCCGUUUCUUCGACUCUUCCUUUCGCUCCCGUUUGGUCUUUCUUUGCGAAGACUCAUCAUGCACAAACGCACAGCAGAAGAAGAAGGCUCAGCAAUUGCUGACUCCCAUUUCGUAUCCUUUGUAUGUAGCAUAGACACGCAGGGAAUUAUUUAAAGGGAUAACCAUCCCCGAUCAUCCGGAACUUCCGAACGCAACCGGUAAACAGGCCCUCUGUUGAGGGUUUCAGCGUUUGGCUGGUUCACAUCAUGCAUAAGGCCUAGGUUUGAAAUGCAAAACCAAAACCAAACAAACAAAACACGACGUUGAUGACGAAAUGUGUGAGAAAUUUGGCAACAAAACGUUUUGAUCCGCAAAAGCAAAAGCCGUAAAACGAAGCCAACCAGAGGAAAUACGAACGAACCGGAUGUGUGUCUGUCUGUGUGCGGUAGAAGAGGAAGGGUGAAAAAUCAAGGGUGAUGAUGAAAAUAUUAACCAAAAAGUGAACAUUUGAAUGGUAAUUUUAUUUGUUUUAUGUUUUGUUGUUUUUGUUAUUUUUUUUUUUUAUCUUUUAAUUUCAGAAAACUUUUGAUUAUUGUUGUGAGAAUAUAUCCGAAAAUAGAUGACGCAUAAUGGUUGGGUAAGUAACAUGCUUACGAAUAUUUUCUGUAUGAUGAUGCCUCGAUUUUCUGAACGAUGGGACGGAGCAGGGACUUCAUAGAGCAUUUACAACAGAAAACUGUAAAGAGUAGUAAGCUUAAGCUGUUGUUCAUGUCAUGAGAAUGGCACCGGACAAUCCUGCCCGUAAAGUCCACAUGUACAGACCGUAAGCGAUAUCAGGAACUUUCACAUCACGCUAAGCCCGGGAACCAAAAAGCAAUAGAAAAAAUAAUUGUUGCUCUCAUUUGACGUAAAACGCUGGGCAGAUUAUGUUUAUGGAAGAUCUACAAAGAAAUGACUAUUUGUAUUACCGCAUGGACUUUUUAUCCACGCAGGAACACUUAAUUUUAUUCAACUAUGAUUAAUUCUAAAUUGGUAUACUACACCAGGUCUUGCUAUUCGUUCAGGGACCGCUUAAGGCAGUGGUCGGCAACUCUAUCAAGAAGGAAGGGCUCGCAUUUCCUUACAAAAAGGUGUUUAAUAAUAUGCAAUAAUUUUUUUGUUAAGACUUGCACCAAGGACUUAUGACACAGUAUGACAUAAAGUUCCCUAAACAAGACGAAUUGUCCAUGAGCACGUGCCAUUUCCAGUCUCCUUUAUAACCGUACCUUGGAUAGUCAGUACAGCGUACGAGAAGACGAACCACGUGGGACUCGAAACGGGACCUUUCGUGUAAGCCGCUGGUACCACUAUCGCCUUGGUCCUCAGAACUUCCAUUAUCCUCCAUAAUACAGUUAAUAUUGGUUUGCUACCAUCAAAGUGUCAGUAGAAAGGAUACGGAAAAGAAAAGCUUCUCUCUUUGUAACUACAACUUCAUGGCGCCUUGGCUUGCCCUUUUAAGCAUAUCUUGGUCCUAGCUGGACAAACUGAGCUAGCUGAAAACAAACGCAUCGGCGUAUGGAUUGGCAAGAACUGGUGAUUUUAACUAUUGUUGCAAAACGCUAUUAUUGUAGCUCGUUGAAAAACUCACUGGAUUACUGGACAAUUAAUUCCAUGUAGAUUCUGUAAUAUUUAGAACAGUUUAAAUGUUUAAAUGCUCAAUUUUUCAGUUUAAAUGUUUUAAAUGGGUGCUUUGGGUUUUGGGCACGUUUUGCUCUACAAUUUUGCGUUGAAUGCGUGCGCGGCUGUUAUCUCGACCUCGCUCGUUGGUGAAUGCGUUUGUACCGCGACUAAAAGGGAGCAUACAUAUGAAAGGGAGAGAGAGAGAGGGACACAUACACAGUGAGGGCAAACCUUUUGUGAUUCACACGACCGUAAUGUACGCGUAGAAGUCGUGAAUUGACACCAGGUGGCGUAUAAAAAACCACCACAAAUCUGCCAAGGUCUUUCGCGGUUAAAGAUAAUCAACCGAGAAAGAGAGCAUCAAGAGAGAGAGAGAGAAGGUACAAGCAAGAGCAAUACUGCAUAUUGCUAGAGUAGUGGUGUGCGUGUAAGAGAGUGAGUAAGCUGCAUCCGAGAAGCGUCCGGUAGCACACCGGAACGACCUUGCUCCUCUUGAACGGAAAGUCCCAGGUCGUUGCUUUUCUAGCAGCAGCAGCAGCAGCAGCAGCAGUAACACCACAAGGCACAGGGGUCAGCUUCACAGUUAGGUUAGGUCACGCCGUGUUCUCGCCAGUUCCGGAACCACAUCUUGUGCGUAAAGCCGUGCAGUGGUUACUGCACGCCCGUGGUGUUGUUUACCGUGCAAGCAACCAUCGCAGCCGUGAUGUAGUUUGUUAGUGGUGUGUGUGGUUGUGGUGCAGUGCUAUUUUUCGGCCAAACAAUCGUUCUUGGCUGAUGAAGUGCUUUUCAAAUGUCAGCAGCAGCAGCAGCAGUAGCAGCAACAGUAGAAGCAAUAACAACAGCCACAUCAAUGCCACCUUCGAUCGGGAAGGAAGAUUGAGGUGUGCGAAAAGAAAAUAAAUCGUUCGUGUGUGUUUUUCUGUGCGUGCGUUUGUGAGUGUGUGCGUGUGUGUUUGGGAAACGCGGUAUGGUGGUACUACGGCAUCCGUAAUCGAAAAUUGCACGGAGCAUCAUCAUUUCCCACCAUCAUCAUUAUCAUACCGUUGCGGCCCGUCAUCAUCAUCAUCGGCAGCUCGUUCCGGAGUCACCCACGCCGUGUCAUCGGCGCACGUGCUGAUGCUGUUGCUGCUGUGCCGAAAGUGUGUGCGAAAAGUAUGAGCGGAAAUCGUUGAUUCGUAGUUGUGUGUGUGUGUGGAAAACAUCACUCGCUAACGUCGUUUUGCUAACCCAUUCCGGGCGGCUUAUCGAGGUUUAUCAGGCCCAGAAAGUAGAAGCGUCUAGUAAAUAGUUGCCGGCUGGCGGCGGUUAGCAGCAUUUUUCCGGCAAGCAGUUUGGCUUGAUGCUGCCACAAACUGACGAUCCGCAUCGGCAGCAGCAGAAGCAUCAGCGGCGGCAGCAUCAGCGGCAGCAGCAGGGAGCAUCAUCAUCGAUACCGUAUCACACAUCGUAACGCCGGUUCAAG